This is a messenger RNA of Penicillium hordei, 480 nucleotides long. Its product is annotated as Major facilitator superfamily domain general substrate transporter. Gene Ontology annotation, molecular function: transmembrane transporter activity. Gene Ontology annotation, biological process: transmembrane transport. Lineage: Eukaryota; Fungi; Ascomycota; Eurotiomycetes; Eurotiales; Aspergillaceae. The record is from RefSeq and is a predicted model, not a curated record. The coding region runs from base 1 to 480 and encodes 159 amino acids. The transcript has 3 exons.
AUGGCAUUUGGCGCGUUUCAGUACGCAGCUGGAGUAGGCUGGCUGACAGCGAUCUCCUGCAUCUUGUCACGCGCAUUCCCAGAGUCAUCAUACCUCUUCUCAUCUGCACAAAUGGGAUACACCAACGUUAGUCCCCUGGUUGGGAACAUCCUCGGUGUACUGUACAGCGGGUUCCUCGAUGAUCGGCCAAGUUUGUACUACGCAAAACAGAACCAGGGCUAUUACGAGCCUGAGAUGGGGUUGUACAUCUUACAUCUUCCGGCCGUUUUCAUGGCAGGUGGCAUUACUAUGUUCGGUGCAACGAUCUCUAGGGUGUCUUCUUCGGGUUUGGCCUCGGCAGUAUUAGUGAUAACUAGUCACCGGAGCGGUGACGUUUUCACUGUUGUGGCGUUCAUGCGCAACGCAAUUAGUAUCGCAAUUCCAUUCGCGACCACCCCAUGGAUCCAGCGCAAUGAUAUACAGAAUAUGUCCAUAUCAUGA